Molecule: messenger RNA, 906 nt
Organism: Medicago truncatula (barrel medic)
Lineage: Eukaryota; Viridiplantae; Streptophyta; Magnoliopsida; Fabales; Fabaceae
Product: protein GLUTAMINE DUMPER 5
Exons: 1
Coding region: 118-540 (140 amino acids)
Biological process (GO): regulation of amino acid export
Source: RefSeq, a predicted model, not a curated record
GCUCACAUACUUCACCCUCUUUCCUUUCCCUUCUACUACACCUAAAUCUUCCUCUUCCUAACAAAAUAGUUUCUUUUUUCUUUCUAAAACAAAUUGUACAAAAACAAAGAAGACAAAAUGAGGACUAUACCCACCACAAUGCUAAACACACACCCCAACAACACCCCCGCAACUAUUACUCCCUCCUUAUGGCACACUCCAAUCCCAUAUCUCUUUGGAGGACUAGCAGCCAUUAUGGGACUCAUAGCCUUGGCGUUGUUGGCACUAGCAUGCUCUUUUUGUAAACUCUCAAGGAACAACCAAGAUGGGGACCACAAUGACUUGGACAACAAAGAGAGUGACCCUCAAACUAAGGAACCCAUCAAGUCCUACGAAGAGAAGGUCCUUGUAAUUAUGGCUGGGAAUGAGAAACCAACAUUCUUGGCUACCCCUGUAGUUUUUUCCAUCAUUGACAAAGAUAUUGACAACCUUGUACUUGUUCCAACUACUUCCACUUCACAAGAAAAUGAAGGUUCUUGUUCUUCACAACAUAGGCAGUGAUUGUGUUUCACUAGCUAGUUGGUUAGUAAAAUCAUGUGGUAGAUACUAGUGGUAGGUGUUAGUAUGGUGUUGCGGCUGUAGAAAAUCCAAGUCAAGUGAUAGAUAGUUGGAUCCUUUUCCGUUAUUAGCGAAAUCUCAGUCGUUGAAUUAAUCUAAUAUUUAUGCGAUCAAUGUUAUUAGUCGCGUAGAAUUGAAAUUAGAGAUUAAGUGUGGAUGAGUUAUGAGAAGAAUUUUUAUUUUUAAUCUACCAUCAUUUGGUACACUACUUUUUGGUCUCUUUAUAUGGUGAUAGGGAUUGGAAUUUUAGGAGUUUUCCUCUCAUUCCAAGGACCAGCCAAUUGCAUCUUCUUCUUGAAUGUGCUCUAA